AUGACAUCAUCUUCAUUAGUAUGUUCAAUUGAUGGUUGUAAACGACCUAUUACUUGUUUAUGUCAUCAUUGUCAAAAAAAUUUAUGUUCAAAACAUUUUAAUGAACAUCAAAUUCAAGUAAAUAAUGAAUUAAUACCUAUGACUGAUUGUCUUAAUGAAUUAAAGAUGAGACUUCAAAUUGAUGAGAAAACAGGUCCAUUAGCUAUGUUACAAAUGUGGCGUCAUAAAAAAUAUAAUGAAAUUGAUCAAGAAUAUAAUCUUGAAGUAGAAAAAUUAAAAAAGAAAAUAUCCAAAUAUGAUGAACAAAUCUCUGAAACAGUUUCUAAUAUACAAGAACUUAUUAAUGAAGGUGAUGCAUCUAUUGAUCAAGUCAAAGAAAUACAAAAAAUAAUUGAAACUAUAACAGAUCAAGUAAAUAAUCUUACAAUGAGUGAAUCGAUAGAAAUAAUUAAUGAACAAAAUUUACUUGGUACAUAUAUACGUAUGGGAAGUAUUCAAUAUCUUGUUAAAGCAAAAAUUAAAUGUAAUAAUAUAGAUUUAUAUGGAUUGGAAAGUGAGAGAUCUCUAGUAGGAUACGAUGGAUUAUGUCCACAAUGUGGUAAAGCUCAUGUUCUAUUCGAGAGAAAUCGAGGAUUUUAUGCUUUAUGUCAAACUCUUCAUACUCAAAUAUUUUUUUUUUCAUUCAUGGAUAUUGUAUUACAACAACAACCAACUUAUUUAACACCAACACAAUGUGCUCGUCAAUUUGCUGAUGAUCUUCUUGAAAAUAAAGAUAUUGCUAUAUCAAUGUCUCAUAUGAUGUCUCCGUCAUAUUUAAUAUCAUUAAUAAAUAUUGCUGAAAUGUAUUUAACAUAUGAACGAUCAUUAUUUUUAUCAACAGUAGCCGAAAUUGGUUUACUUUGUUCGAAUAAAUAUUAUGAACGUGUUCAUUAUUUUAUAUCAUUUCUUGAUGAACUUAUUGAAUUUCAUAAUGAUAUUAAAUAUAAAAUUUUAAUAGAAAAAUAUUUAAAUAGAAUUGUUUAUGCUGAUUUAACGGAUCAUUUUAUAUCAUAUCCAAUAAUAUUACAAAUUCAAAUUAUGGCUAUUAUUGAAAGUACACCAAUACUUCAUUUUCCAUUAAUACGAGAUGGAUCAGAAUCUGAUCAAUCAAAAAUUGAUUUAUUUCUUCAAGAUGCUGCUCGAUAUUUUCAUAAUAUUUCAUCACGUUCACUUUAUCGUCGAAUUGUCUUUCGUCUUAAUUCACAAAUAUGUUCUCAACAAUCAAUAUUACGUGCACUUAUUAUUGGUUGUAUAUUUUUACCAUUAACAUGUCAUGCAGCAUUUUUAGAUGAACUUUAUAAUUUAUUAUCUAAACAACCAAUUUUAUUAUCAUUAACAAAUAUGGAAACAUUUUUUCAUGUUCUAUGGCCAACUGGAAUUAAUCAAUCAUAUUCUGUACCACGAGUUUAUCUUUCACAAUUAUUAAUUGUUCGUUUAAAUAAUAUUCAAAAAUAUUUUGCACAAAUUAUUCAAAUUUGUUUUUUAAUACAUCUUCGUGUACCAAAUAUACGUGUUAAUCUUAUGGAUAUUAUUGAACCAUUAUGUGAAACAAAAGGUUUUCAACAAUAUUUAGAUCAACAACAACAAGAAUUUAAUUUGUCUCGACAAGAUGAUCAACAAAAUGUGUCUAUCUUAGAACCAAUACUUUGUCAAGUUCGUGAACGUAUGAAAAGAGGAUUUCGAUUAAAACAAUUAUGUCGAAUGAAAAUUCGAUCACAUCUUGCUAAAAAUACUAAUUCAUAUAUACUUACACAAGUUAAUCAAUUGAAAGAAUUAUCUGAUACAAAUAAAACUUAUUUAACAUAUAAUUUAGAAUUAUUACUCAAUGAUCCAGAAAAAUUUUUUGACUCAACACAACCACAAAAUGAACCAAUAUGGAAUUCAAGUAUUCCACCGCCACCAGUUAAUUAA
Rotaria sordida is the source of this 1950-nucleotide messenger RNA. The record is from the annotation of a GenBank genome assembly. NCBI's taxonomy places the organism in Eukaryota, Metazoa, Rotifera, Eurotatoria, Philodinida, Philodinidae.